Cuscuta epithymum is the source of this 1830-nucleotide messenger RNA. NCBI's taxonomy places the organism in Eukaryota, Viridiplantae, Streptophyta, Magnoliopsida, Solanales, Convolvulaceae. The record is from the annotation of a GenBank genome assembly.
CGUUAAUAUAUGUAUAUGGGCUGUAGAUAUCUUUUGGGCUUGUAUAUUAUUUUACCCUUUAUCUUGUAAUUAACUUGUAUAAAUACUUCUACUUAUUCUAUUGAAUAAACAAGGGGGAAUUAACCCUAAUAUUCAUUCGGCUAUACUGCCCUCUAUUCAACAUGGUAUCAGAGAACUCGGACGUGUAGUCCUCGUUGCUUUCUUCUUCGCGGCUUGCCCGUUCUUCUGAGCAUCAGCGUGCCUCAGUCCAUCGGUCAGCAUGACAUUGGAUAUUACCUCUCCUUAUUAUCUUGGUUCCGGUGAUCAACCGGGGAAUCUUAUCACUCACAUGAUAUUCAAAGGCGAUAAUUACGUAGCAUGGUCUCGUGCUAUUUUAUUAUCCUUGAAGGCCCGGCGGAAGAACGUGUUCGUCGAUGGCACGCUCAAACGACUGGAAGCAGCGGACCAGCAGUCCAAUUGGGACACCGCCAACUCUAUGGUGGUGUCGUGGAUGUUACGAAGCAUGGAACCCUCCAUUGUCAAUUCAGUGCCGUUCCAUGAUGACGCUCGUAGCUUAUGGGUCUAUUUGGAGAAGCGAUUCAGCGUCGCUAACGGACUGCGUUUGCAGCAAUUGAAAGCUUCUAUCUCGGCCUGCAAACAGACGAAGAACAUGAGCGUUGAUAAUUACUACACCUUGUUAAUGGGACUGUAUGACGAAUUGUAUCGAUUGAAACCUCUGCCGGUUUUUACGUGCUCUAAUUGCACGUGUAAUAUUGUUGGGAAGAUUGAGGCCGAACGUGCUGAAGAACGGCUUCACCAGUUUCUUGUUGGCAUAGAUGACGAGUUAUAUGGCACUGUACGUUCGAAUUUACUCUCCCAGGACCCCCUGCCCAAUGUUGAUCGCGCAUACCAAGCCUUUGUUCAAGAAGAGACGUCACGUGCUGCUAUUCGUGAGAAGAACAUUGCGGCCGACGUUCAUGCUUUCGCUCUGCCAAUGGACUGUUCCGCCAAGGGUCGCGUUGAAAAAUCUGAUAGCCCCAGGCCAACGUCCAGUCAUUGUAAACAGAAAGGUCAUGAAGUGGGCUCGUGCUUUAAGUUACAUGGGUAUCUGGACUGGUGGGAAGACCGGAACCGCCACAAAAGUACUCCGACUGGCCGUGGAGGGGGGGUUAGCAUGAACGCUGUAGCGGCUACCCUACUGCCAGCUCCUGAAACUGCUUCCUCAUCUAGUGUGGGGUCCAACACUGGCUCGGUUGUUUUGACCACUGAACAGGUGCAAGCGCUCCUCAAUUUACUUAAUACCGAUACUCGUUCAUCUGAUCGCAUGUCGGGACCUGUCCUCGAGGAACCUGAUUGGAGCCGGUGAACGGAGGGAUGGGCUCUUUUAUUUCAGACGGGUACCAGUUCUACAUCAUGUUCGGGCAUCCGUAGGAGUAUCAGAGUUUGAGUUAUGGCAUCGUCGUCUUGGUCAUCCUUCUGAUCGUGUUCUGAAGUUGUUACCUGCAUUUGGUUCCAGUUCGUCGCCAAAGAAGUUACCUACAAUCCUACAGUGUGUGAAGUUUGUCCUCAGGCAAAGCAAGUUCGUGAUUCUUUUCCUAGUAGUAUCAAUAAAGCUAGUAGAGCACUUGAACUCAUUCAUUGUGAUUUGUGGGGUCCAUAUAAAACCCCGUCUACAUGUGAUGUGAUUUAUUUUCUUACAAUUGUGGAUGAUUUUUCCCGGGCAGUUUGGGUCUAUAUGUUGCGUGACAAAAAGGAAGUGCGUCAGUUUUUUCUCUCUUUUAUUGCUAUGAUUGAGAAACAAUAUGCUGUAUCUGUCAAAACUGUGCGCAGUGAUAACGGGACCGAAUUUAA